Messenger RNA from Vigna umbellata (rice bean), 1260 nucleotides. Its product is annotated as peptide methionine sulfoxide reductase A3-like. The record is from RefSeq and is a predicted model, not a curated record. Lineage: Eukaryota; Viridiplantae; Streptophyta; Magnoliopsida; Fabales; Fabaceae. Gene Ontology annotation, cellular component: cytoplasm. Gene Ontology annotation, biological process: cellular response to oxidative stress. Gene Ontology annotation, molecular function: peptide-methionine (S)-S-oxide reductase activity.
UUUAAGUCUUUUUAUCAUGGAUGCCAGAAUAGAGAGAGAAACCAUAGUAGUUCAGCGUCAAGACUCGCUCUUUUGCAGUGAUCAAAUCCUCAUCUUCUUUCUCAAUCAUCAACCACCUUUCAAUUCCUCUCUCUUCUGCUCUCACUUGGGGUUGAAGAUGAGAAUUUGUGGAGCAGCAGCAAUCAGCAGCAGCUAUACCACCACAUCCAAUUCCCUUUCAGUGUUUGUUUCUUCUUCCCUCUCCAGUCCUUCGAAAACCAAGUUCCUUCCCUCACUUUCUAGGUUUUCUGUCAAGCGUUCUGGCUUAUUUUCCCAAACUCGUCCUGGCAUUGCUGUGAACAAGCCCUCCAUGAACCUAUUGAACAAACUUGGAUUUGGCAGCGCAAGGGCACCAGAGAACUUGGAUUCAUCCAUUCCUCAGGGUCCAGAUGAUGACAUACCAGCAGCAGGCCAGCAGUUUGCCCAGUUUGGUGCUGGCUGUUUUUGGGGUGUUGAGUUGGCCUUCCAAAGAGUGCCUGGGGUGACCAAGACAGAGGUUGGUUACACUCAGGGGCUUGUGCACAAUCCAACCUAUGAAGAUGUCUGUACGGGGACCACAAAUCACUCAGAGGUUGUAAGGGUUCAAUACGAUCCCAAAAAUUGUAGCUAUGAGUCUCUGCUUGAUUUGUUCUGGGCUAGGCAUGAUCCUACUACUCUGAAUAGACAGGGGAAUGAUGUGGGAACUCAGUACAGAUCUGGAAUAUACUACUACACGGAGGAGCAAGAGAAGGCUGCCAGGGAGUCCGUGGAACAACAGCAGAAGCAGCUGAACAGGAAGAUUGUUACCGAGAUUCUUCCUGCCAAGAAGUUCUACAGAGCAGAGGAGUACCACCAACAGUACCUUGAGAAAGGGGGUCGGUUUGGUUUUGGGCAAUCUGCUGCUAAAGGUUGCAAUGAUCCAAUUCGGUGCUAUGGUUAAUUGUAAAAGAGGGAAUCGCCACCAAAGAGCAACGACAACGGUUCUUCAGAUGCUGAAAUUCCAUAGUUUUUGUAACUUCUUUUAGCAAGUAACACAUAUUGUGCAUAUUGAAGGUUGAAGAUGGACAUGGCCAUAAAUUCUGUUGUAGAGCUGUAUAUGUCUAUUAUAUAUGAAAUAAUUUUGCUUUUGAAGUAUUGCAUUUUAGGGAUGUCCUAAUAUAACUUGAAGCUAUCCCUGUAUUGUAGUUAUACAUUGAUUUCUUUCUUGAAGCUAUAGAAAUUACUAAGGUAGUCUUUGUUCAA